UUCGCGACUUGAUAAGCAUCAGUGACUUAUCGCAUCAGCCAGAAGUUCUUCGGUUUACAGAACAAAACAUCAAGAAACAUGGCCACAUCAACAGAAUGGACUCCUUCUUUGUGGUAUGACACCUUCAAUGAACUGCUGGAUGAUGACAGUGAGCUGGACUAUGGAGACCGGUGGACUCUUAAGGUUAACUACAACAAGACAGAUGAAAUCACUUAUGAGGAGAGGAAGAAAGGCUGGAAGGUCUCCACUCACCAAGCAAACGGAAAAUUUCAGUGUGUAUCCUGCAAAAAAACCUGGGAUUCAGCGCAGGUGAGGUUGGUGUUCCGGUACCGGCUGCUGGGGGGCCAAGGGACAGUGAUUAUGCGUCCUUUUGGUCAGGCCUGUCUUCGCUGUAGAGGUGACAAGUUCAAUCUCCCUGGUUUUGACAAGAAAGAGGUGGAACAAGCCCUCCUCAGGCAGUUUUACAAAAUUCGGAAAAACUGCUACCAUGAGGAGGAUGAGGAGAAGGCUGAAGACAAUGGAAGACCAUCAUCAGAGCCUGAAGCGAAGACCAAACCCCACAAGAACCACCUGUGCCAGGCAUGCCGUGUGGGCCAUUGCUGUGUGGAUGACAAGGAUGAUAACUAGAGUGUGUGUGUGUGUGUGUGUGUGUGUGUGUGUGUGUGUGUGUGUGUGUGUGUGUGUGUGUGUGUGUGCGCGCUAAAAGUGCUCGGAGAAACUGGUUCCUGGGAUACUCUGUUUUGCACGUGAAGUUAACAGUUUUAAGAGUACGAUCCACAUUCAUGGUGCAGUAUAUGAUCAUAUCACUUUUGUGUGCGUUCAUUGUAUUUUGUGGCUAUUAAUAAAGUCUGA
Pundamilia nyererei is the source of this 852-nucleotide messenger RNA. RefSeq names its product receptor-transporting protein 3-like. Gene Ontology annotation, molecular function: olfactory receptor binding. Gene Ontology annotation, biological process: protein insertion into membrane; protein targeting to membrane. Bases 79 to 627 code for a protein of 182 amino acids. The record is from RefSeq and is a predicted model, not a curated record. NCBI's taxonomy places the organism in Eukaryota, Metazoa, Chordata, Actinopteri, Cichliformes, Cichlidae. The transcript is spliced from 3 exons.